UCGCCUCUGCUGCUGGGGGAGCGCUCGGGAGAUGCUCCUGCGGCGUUAGCUCCACCUGGGUGCGAGCCUGAAGCCCGCUGCGGGCGCCUGGCUCCCGGUGCCUCGUCCCGGCAGGCAGCCGCCGAGCUCCCGUCUCCCUGAGCAGCAGGAGUUGGAUUCCCUCCCUGCAAACCAGGGCAAAGCUGAGCUGGGGCUGCGGCCGGAGAAACGCCCCCCAGGACCAGACAGACGUGAGUGAGCUCGAAGGGGAGCUGAGCUGGGGCUGGGGCAGGAGAAACGCCCCCCAGGACCAGACAGACAUUUCUCUGCCCCACUCCCGUAAACAAAGAAAAAUGAGAACUCAUUUCAUCUGAAUUUUACCUGCCCCUUGAACAACGGCACCAUGGAUCUGGCCUAUGAGCUGCCCAACGUCACCGAGUUCUGGUUCUCCUCAGCCUCCCAGUUCGACAACUUCUCCACGGAGAUGUCUGCCAACGCCUCCCAGAACACUACGGGCCAGCAUUUUGACCUGACCAGCAACGCCAUCCUUACCUUCAUCUACUUUGGGGUGUGCAUCAUAGGCCUGUGCGGCAACACACUGGUGAUCUACGUCAUCCUCCGCUAUGCCAAGAUGAAGACCAUCACCAACAUCUACAUCCUGAACCUGGCCAUUGCAGAUGAGCUUUUCAUGCUGGGGCUGCCGUUCCUGGCCAUGCAGGUGGCUCUGGUUCACUGGCCCUUUGGCAGAGCCAUCUGCCGGAUUGUCAUGACAGUGGACGGGAUCAACCAGUUCACCAGCAUCUUCUGCCUGACCGUCAUGAGCAUUGACAGGUAUCUGGCUGUAGUCCACCCCAUCAAAUCCGCCAAGUGGAGAAGGCCCAGAACGGCCAAGAUGAUCAACGUGGCCGUGUGGGGCAUUUCCCUUCUCGUCAUUAUGCCCAUCAUGAUUUAUGCUGGGAUCCAAAACACCCAUGGAAGGAGUAGCUGCACCAUCAUCUGGCCAGGCAAGUCCAGCGCGUGGUACACAGGGUUCAUCAUCUAUACCUUCAUUCUGGGCUUCCUGGUGCCCCUCGCCAUUAUCUGCCUUUGCUACUUGUUCAUCAUUAUCAAAGUCAAGUCCUCCGGGAUCAGAGUGGGCUCCUCCAAGAGGAAAAAAUCAGAGAAGAAAGUCACCAGGAUGGUCUCCAUCGUAGUGGCAGUCUUCAUCUUCUGCUGGCUUCCCUUCUACAUAUUUAACGUCUCCUCUGUCUCUGUCUUCAUCACUCCCACACCCUUCCUGAAGGGUAUGUUUGAUUUCGUCGUGGUUCUCACCUAUGCCAACAGCUGUGCCAACCCCAUCCUCUAUGCCUUUUUGUCUGACAACUUCAAGAAGAGCUUUCAGAACGUUCUCUGCCUGGUGAAGGUCAGUGGCAUGGAUGAUGCAGACAGGAGCGACAGCAAGCAGGACAAAUCCAGGCUAAAUGAAACCACGGAAACUCAAAGGACUCUGCUCAAUGGUGACCUUCAGACAAGCAUCUGAGAGGACUCCAGGAUUGCCCUUCUCAGCUGUCCUCUUUCCUCCUCCUCCCCAUUCCUUUAUAUGGCAGUAGCACAUAGCAAGUCAGGUCAAGAGUAUUUGGUCUUUAUUUGCUUGUCUUAGGGGAUGGUAAUGCAAGGAUGGGGGCCUGUGCCAGGAGUAGCCUCUCAGCAGAAGGCAGGUUAGUUUUGAGUAUUCAGAAAGAUGCUGCUCAAAUACAACUUCAUACAUGGAAAAAACAGACAUACACACCUGUGUUUAAACAUAUAACAUGAGGUCAUGGGCCAAAUUCAUUCCUGCUGCAACUGCAUUGGUUGCACUGGUGUUACCCCCAGGGAUGUGUUUGGACAUACAGAACACAUUCACACCCAUGUAAAUGGGCAAAUUCAGUAGAGUUGCACAUGUGUAACUGAGGCAUUUCUGCUGGACGUGUUUACACAUACCAACAUGUUCCAUACAGCAUAGAUCACAUAUGUCUAAACAGAGCUAUUCAUGUCUGUUUCUUUCCAAAUCAGGAGACUUAGUUGAAAAUGAGAGAGAGAGAGAGAGAGAGAGAGGGAGGAUGAGCGACAGCGAGCAGUCUUAAGAAUCAGAGCGCACACACACUGAGAUCCUUCACUAGGACAUGAAGAAUAUUUCAUUUUAUUACCCAGCUAGUAACAUUUUAUUUUUUUAAGAAUGAAUCUCCUGAAGCUCCCCUAGUUUUAUUAGACUAUUACUGUAUUUGUUUACAAGUUGCUUUUCCUGCCACCGGAGAAGCAACAGAUCAGAAUGAAAGAAACCACAGCAGAAAGAAAAUAUCCCAGCCCCAGUACAGUGUGUGUGUGAGAGAGAGAGAGAGAGAGAGAGAGAGAGGAUGGACAGAUAGACUCCUAAGAGAUUUGGAACCCAAUUCCCAUUAAAAUUGAUGCCUUGAGGCAGCCUGGAAAAUCUCAGUUUGUAUACACACUGUGCAGUCAGAUACAUGGUGGUGGUAUGUACGUGAGCAGUUAUAUUUGUGGUGCACCUUUGAUCACUUGACCUGGACUCUGCCCACCAGUCCAUCUAUCCAGCAUUACUUCUCACCUCCCAGACCUUAGAGCAGCUUCAAAUACAGCCACCUUCCCUCCCCACACCCCCUCGCUUAAAUCAACUUGCCAUAAAAAAGCUUUUCUCCUCUCCCUCAAAUGUAUGUUUCCCUUCUUCCACCGGAAAUGAACUAUAAACACUGCUCCAAAGGGCAGCAUAGCCAUCUUCAGUCCUGGGCUAGUGGUGGGUCCCCAUAGUCACACAGCCUUUGCUUUUCUGUUGUUUUCCUCUAGUAGAAUAUGGCAGGGACUUUUAGCGAGCGGCUGACUGAGAGGCAUCAGAGAUUAGUAGCAGCAUCCUUCCCAUGGAAAGUACCUGCAAGUUUUUAAUCUGCAGAGACACACACAGAUUCUGAGUGCCGUUCAGUUCUAGUGUUCAUGAUGCUGGGACUGAAACAGCUACCAGAAUAUUGCUGAGGUGUAUGUGUGCUUUGUGUGGUGUUACUACAUACACACACUCUCUCUCUCUCUCUCGAAUCCAUUGGCUUUCUCGGGCUGCUCAGUGAGACCUCUAAGUCCCAUGUGCAUGUUUUCGGUUGAUGUUCCUGGCGAAGGCUGGCUAGCAAGACAAGGUGGAUGCUUUACUUUGUCAUUGCUCUGAGCAUGGAUGUUUCUGACGCCGCAGAUGUUGUCUAAAGAAGGUACCAAGUGAGAGGCUAAGGGACAUUUGACAGCUCUGUCUAAAAUACUGACAGAUGCCAGGCAUGGUUGGUAUGUGCUUGGUUCUAAAAUUUAGUUACCAUUGGAGAAUGGAGGGGUGGGUUUGGAUUCUGGGGGAAUGAACUGUGAUACUGCCGGGCCAAAUUUUCUUCUCAGUUACAGUGGUGUAAAUCUAGCCUAACUCUCUUCUGAAAGCAGAGCACAGCUUCUCCACACCUGUGAAGGCAGCUGUAAAGUGCUUGGGGGAAUCUGGAGCCAUGGUGCCAAGAUCCUAUGGCGAUAGAUGUAAAUACGUCAGCUGGGUCAGCGAGGAUCACAUGCUGGAGGCUAGAGCAAAUGGUAAUUGCUGGGUUCACCUGUAGAGAAAUCUACUGAUGCUAAUCAGAUCUGCUCCUCACCCCCAAUCCACCCCGUCAGAGUGACUUUAGGAAAUAGGGAAA
This is a messenger RNA of Gopherus flavomarginatus (Mexican gopher tortoise), 3662 nucleotides long. RefSeq names its product somatostatin receptor 2 (gene SSTR2). The coding region runs from base 383 to 1498 and encodes 371 amino acids. The transcript has 2 exons. Gene Ontology annotation, biological process: neuropeptide signaling pathway; cellular response to estradiol stimulus; cellular response to glucocorticoid stimulus. Gene Ontology annotation, molecular function: somatostatin receptor activity; neuropeptide binding. Gene Ontology annotation, cellular component: membrane; neuron projection. Lineage: Eukaryota; Metazoa; Chordata; Testudines; Testudinidae. The record is from RefSeq and is a predicted model, not a curated record.